Messenger RNA from Stegodyphus dumicola, 1555 nucleotides. RefSeq lists its product as uncharacterized. The record is from RefSeq and is a predicted model, not a curated record. NCBI's taxonomy places the organism in Eukaryota, Metazoa, Arthropoda, Arachnida, Araneae, Eresidae.
ACCCACUGCAUAAAAAGAACGAACUGAAGCGUUACAUGUUCCUUUCAUGCUUCACGCUCUCUGCCCUGCUUCCGCUCAACCUCGUCGUGCAGCUGUUGUGCCGCUGAUCUUCAUAUCAGCUAUCGCUCAUUGUUCUCAUAUGCUUUCCAAGUUUGCCCGUGGUUGUAUACCGAAUUUAAAAGCUCUUCAUGUUGUCAGAAUUGGAUUACAAGUUAAGUGAGGAUUAGUUUUGGACUUGUUCAUAAAUAGAACGAAAUACCUUGGAGAAACUGAUGUUGCACUUUACAUUGCUGCAGUCAUUUAUGAUCCUGUUCGCAUAGAAAAUAUUUGGAUAUCACUCAGAAUUUUUAAGAUUCAACAUGACAGCUCAGAUACAAAACACUCCUUCCCGGCAUCUUGCUUUCAUUUCUUUAGCUUUGGGUUUUCUAGUUAUUUGGACUGCAGUUCUUGCUGGUGUUUUGGUGUCUCGUACUUUAAAGGAUGAAGCUUGUGCGAAAGAAACGACUAGAGUUUUCCAUUCUCAUGAAGAUGUUGGCAAAAUAAUAUUUGCUCUUGGACAUGAAUUAGUUUCAACUGUGGACUGGAUGUUAUCAACCACAAACAAAUCUGAUGUGGACAAUAUCAUUGUGACUUGGAAAAUUACGAACAGUGUGAUGAGCAAGAUAAAAGAAGACAGCGUGGAUCGCUGGGUAGCCAGUAUAAUUUCAAUGUUGGAUACGCUGCAGGAGAGAUUAACUAUUUUCAGAGAGUCUAUUUCUGAUUCAAAGUCUAAUCCUUUAUCUACAGUUAAAUUUUAUCUGGAUUUAUGCGACUGGAUUUUACAAAGAUGUUUCUUACUAGAUUAUACAGGACAGCAUCUACCUGUACCUAAUUUACCAUAUACUUUAUUUGUAAGAGGUAUGGCACAAAGAUUUGGUGAGCUUGCUCUUGGCACAAUAUAUGUGAAAUCUGACAUUCCUAUUAAUAAAUCUGAGUUUUUUAAAUUAAGAACUGGCAGUGAAGAACUAAUGGAGGCUUCUUUCCACUUUACUCCACGGGCUCGUACAAAAUGGAUGGAACUUCAGGAGCAAGAGCCUGGAGUUCAGAAGGUGAUGACAGCAGUUGUUGAAGACAUUCUUUCUGGUAGUUCUUUAAAAGGACAAAAAGAAUUGGCUAAUAAUUAUUUAGAUUGUGUGAAAGAACAAAUAGCAAUGUUACUUCUUACUAAAGAAGUAUUAAAUGCAUCUCUGUCAUCUUGGGUUGAAAGACUAUCCCAGCGAUCUCAUAAUACACUUGCUUUUCACAUGUCUAUUGCCAUAGUUGCUGUUGUGGCUGUUAUAUUGUGCUUAGUAGUUACAAGCUGUUCUUGCAGUUACUUAAGUAAAGGACAACCUGAUGUUGAAAAACAUAAUAGUCAAAUGCCUUAUAGUGUAUUAGAAAAAUCUGUUCUGUCAUCAAAUAUGAAACCUCAAUGCUAUAUGUAGAAUUUUGUACAUAGAAAUUCCUUGUAGUAUAACAUUAUUUAUUAUAUUUGUAUAAAUGUAUGUAGAUUUUAAAUAAAGUGCUUUUAUAUUUA